Messenger RNA from Chiroxiphia lanceolata (lance-tailed manakin), 3881 nucleotides. RefSeq names its product centromere protein J-like. The transcript is spliced from 18 exons. Gene Ontology annotation, biological process: cilium assembly; centriole elongation. NCBI's taxonomy places the organism in Eukaryota, Metazoa, Chordata, Aves, Passeriformes, Pipridae. Gene Ontology annotation, molecular function: tubulin binding. The record is from RefSeq and is a predicted model, not a curated record. Gene Ontology annotation, cellular component: centrosome; nucleus; centriole.
AUGCACUCUGCUUGGCAAAGCAGAUCCGCCGUAUUCAUGCCAAAUGAGAGCAGUUCAGAAAUCUCAGGAGAACAUGUGCAGCUUUCAGAUUCAGGUAUAAACACUGAGCCACUGCUUCAGUCUACAGAGAGUCCCACAAAAAACCUUUCCAGACAAGAUGCUCAAGAAGAGAACAGAAAAGAAAAGAAAGAUAGCAGUCAAUUAAAAGAAGGUUUCUCUGAAGCUUUUUCUGCUGCCAAAGAAGAACAAAGAGAACAACUAAAGGAGGAGAUUUCUCCAUCUCUCUUUGGCGUAGAGGCAAAGACUGGAAGCAUAGAAGACAGGCCAGUCACAUCAGCAAUUGGCAUUAGACAGAAGACUUCUGAAAAAUUUGUUGAAGAGCAACUUAAAGCAGACAAUCAUCUCAGAGAGAAACAGCUCAAGGAGCAACAGAGCAAGGCAAAAAUAACAUCUCUAAAGAUUUUUCUGAAACGGAGAGAAGUUAUGGCAAGGUUCAAAAAAAUUAAACAGAAGACUCUAAAACAAGACAACAAGCAUUCCAGAAGAGCUGGGUUGAAUCGCUGGGGUAAUUUCUUCCAGUCUGGCCAAGUGAACACAGGUAUACUGCAGCCGGGGGAAUGCCCUCAGUUAAAUCUGCAAGUCAGUAACUCUGUACAGAUGGAUACCCAUGAAAAAAAAGCAGACUGUGCUUUAGCUGAGUGGGAGAUAAAGACUGACUGUGAAGCAAAAGUAGUUGAGCAAAGUGCAGAAGAAAAAGAAGUCAUUGGGAGAGACGAAGACUCAAAGGAAAAUCCUGUUGACUCAUUACAGAGAAGAUGGCCUGAAAUCCUGCAACCAUGUCCUGAAACAAUGACAGGCAUGAACCUACAAGUGGGUGAGGAAAGAGAAACUCAUCAUAUGGAUUCUCUAGGACAAACAGGCAGAACUGAUGGAAGACCUUUGGAGAGUACCCUGACAAAGAACCUAGGUAGGGUGGAUCAGCCUGUGAAGGGUCAUAUCAUAGAUGGAGCAAAAACACCCUUGGAAUUCCUGCAAAGGCAUUAUCCACUCCAGGAUUUAGAAACAAAUUGCAUCAAGGAGGCAGAGUGCAGUGGAGGCCCCGCAUUCAUGUGGGGUCAGAAGUGGGUUCAGGUAUGCCCACAGGAACUUGUUUUGGGGAGCCAGAACUCAGAAAGUGAAAGACAAAUCCAUACUGGGUUUAAGACGGUCAAUGACAAGAUAAUAAAAAUUUCAUGUAACCCACCUGAGGCUGUGGAGAAGGGAGGGUCGUCCUCAGCUUUGCAGCAAAGGAAAGGAACAGUUGCCUCGACGUGGCAAGUUGCGUCUUUAUCCUGGGAGUCAAACUGCUCAUCUCGCAACAGUGACGAUAAUCCCAAAUCUCACCAUGUUCAACAUCCCUCCCAGCAUGUGACUCAGACAGUAGAUCACACUGACAGACAUUUUGAUCUCUCUGAUGGUCACUAUGCUAGUGAUGAGUCCAGUGGAACAGAAAAAAUGUCUGCUAAAAUGUACAGCAGAUCACCACCAAGAAAACAAGGUAUUCAAGCAAUCUCAGGACAGCAAGAUCUCUCCUGCAGCACAAGCAGCAGUGAUUCUAGUACUGGGACUGUCUGUCUGAAAGGGAGCAAGGCUCGCUCUUCUCUUCAGGAGUCCCUGUUUCAUCUUACAAGACUGAAAAGAAGAGAGCACAAGCCUGAAUCAAAGAAUGAGAAUAGGGACAGUGGUGUUAAAAGCCUACAUCUGCCAUCCUCGAGAGUGGCUCAUGAGAUUCCUAUUUUCAAGAUUAAAGAAAUCCCUGAAGUGGAGGAACUACAGAAAAAACUGUUUACGGACACAUUAGAUGUCUUUACAGAAGAAACCCAGAACAUCCUUAGCAGAGGAUUAGGAACUGGUAAUAACAGUGGAACCCUUUCACUGACUGUGGUGAAUGAAAAUGAUGAGAAAACAAUGCAUUUUCACAGAACACGGAUAGACCAGCCCAAGACUGUCAGGAGCCAGGAGCUGACUCACACCUUGGAACACAAUAGAGAUCAAACUCACCCACUGCAGAGAGAAAAAGUUGCUCAGAGCAAGUUCAGAAGAACAACUAGAGUGACUGAAGAAAAUGUGAAAUCAGAAGAAAUACAAAUACUAAAACAGCAGAUUGCCGGACUGCAGAAGGAGUUCAAGAGAAGUGAGUCCUGCUGGCGUUCUGCCUACAGCAAGCUGAGAGACCAGGUUGAGUUGCUGACCAGGCAGAACAUGGAGCUUCGAGAUGAGCUCAGAAUUUCAGAACAUCAAAGAUGGAAAGCAGAAAAAAAUCCAAAAGCUGUGAACUUUUUGGACAGAAAAUCAGAGACCCCGGUUGCAGAAGCUAUUCUGCAAGGGACAGCAUCUUCAUCCAAACAGGAAGAAAGUUCAUGGAGAGAUAAUCGCAAAAGCCUCAGCACCUCUCACAUGGGGCUGAAAACAUGUUUACAAAGACACUUAAUUAGAGAUGUGAGUAGCAAAGGAACAGAUAGUUCUGUGCAAGGAGCUCAUCCUUUGAGAUCAGUGACAAAAGAACAUCAAGAAAAGAAACCAUCUAACUGCUCCAUUGAUAGAAGCACACCAACUGGCAGGAGAACACUUAAUCAGGGAAAACUGACACCUUUAGAACCAGAAAAAGUUGUACAUCAGCCCUUGCCUACUGGAGGAAAAACAGAUAGUAGAAAAUCACCUGGAGCUGUCUCACAUGUAACUGGUCUUUUCAAGGAGCCUAACUCAUCUUCCUGUAUGAAAGGCAUGCCUUUGCCAAUUUCAGAUAGCUCAGAAGACAUGUCCCUCUCACAUAACCAUGGCAAUGACACUUGCAGCUUUGUACCCUGCAAUAACAACGAAGUGUCUCUGGAAGAAUAAACUCUUAAAAAGACAGAAAAGCUGCUAAAACCUCAGAAUAAAGUGGCUUUAGUGACCACACAUAGGAGAAGUGGCAUAACUGCAGAUGGCAACAAAGUAUUUACAGACAGUUGUGCUUUUCUGGAUGCUGAAGCAAAGCCUCCAAAAUUAUCUAGAAGGUCAAUGUUGCAUCAAGAAAGAAGAAAGAGUGAGGAAGAGGUGCAGGAAAAAAUAGAGUAUCAUGAUGGAAAGGUAGAAGAGGUGCUUACAGAUGGACGUCGAAUCCUCACUUUCCGCAAUGGUACUAAAAAAGAGAUUAGUGUUGAUAAAAGAACAACAACAAUUAGCUUUUCCAAUGGAGAUGUAAAGAAGAUCAUGCCAGAUCAGAGAGUGAUUUAUUAUUAUGCAGAUGCACAGACAACCCACACUGCUUAUCCAGAUGGCCUGAAGGUACUGCAGUUCCCUAAUAAUCAGAUAGAAAAACAUUAUCCCGAUGGCACACAAGAAAUUGUGUUCCCAGAUCGCACAGUGAAGUGCCUCUAUAGUGAUGGACUGAAGGAAACUUUUUUCCCAGAUGGCACAGUAGUAAAAGUAGAAAAGAAUGGAGAUAAAAUAGUGAUAUUCAGUAAUGGCCAGAAGGAGAUUCACACUGCACAAUUCAAGAGGCGGGAGUACCCAGAUGGCACUGUGAAAACCGUGUACUGCAACGGCAGACGGGAAACCAAGUACUCCACUGGACGAGUUCAAAUCAAAGAUGAGGAGGGUAAUCUCAUCCUAGAUAAGAAGUAAUUCCUCCCCGCAAAGGGCUGCACUGUAUGUAUGUAGCUCAACCCAUGUUCUUGGCAGGUCAGAGCUGUUAGCAAGAUUUAACUUGUGAAAAGGACUGGAUGGAUCUGUAAGGCUGAAAAUUACUUUGGCUGAGUGACUGGCUUAGCUUGAAAUAACCUUACCUGAAUGUAAUGUCUCUUGAGUGAGACUUGAAUGAGAUGCGGUCAUGUGCUCUUUGUGUAUGCAACACUAGAAUA